AUGGACACUUUGGCCUCCCAUCUCACCUACGAACCGGUGCCGUUGCGAUUUGGCACGAGCGGCCGCCGGGGAAAAGUGGUUGAUCUGACCCAACUCGAAAUCUACACCAAUGUCGUCGCCGAGAUCGACUACCUCCAGGAGCUUCCACCGUCUAAGGGGGGUGUUCGGCGAGGGGACGACUUUUAUCUCGCAUACGAUCUGAGGCCUAGCUCGACCGGGUUCGUCAAGGGUCAGCGCGGCGGCGGCAUCUGCCAGGCUGUGGUUGCGGCGUUACAGGACCGGGGGAUGAACCCAGUCAAUCUAGGGGCGAUCCCAACGCCAGCCCUCGCGUGCUAUGCCUUUCAAAGAUCAAAAGGGAGCAUUAUGGUCACCGGGAGCCACAUCCCGUUCGACCGCAAUGGGUACAAGCUCAAUACUUCCAAGGGCGAGCUGCUGAAAGAGGACGAAAAGCCCAUCAACGCCGCUGUCGAGGCCAUGCGGGAGAAAAUCCUUAAUGGGCCCUACAGUACGUCGCUGUUCGAUGACUGGGGUAACCUUCGCAAUGGUACCGCGGAGCUCCCGCCAUCUUAUGCUUAUGGUGGCGAAUCCUAUAUCCAGCGAUACCUCGACUUUUUCCAGGGAGAGACGCUUGAUGGCGCUCGGAUCCUAGUCUACCAGCAUUCCGCUGUGGGGCGUGAUCUCCUUGUUGAACUCCUACAGAAGCUCGGCGCUCAAGUGACUGCCGCCGGACGCAGCGACGUGUUCGUGCCCAUCGACACCGAAGCAAUCGAUAAAGCGCAGAUGGAUAACCUCCAGAAGCUCUACGUGGCCAAUGGAGGCUCCUUCGAUGCCAUCGUGUCGACGGAUGGCGACAGCGAUCGACCACUUCUCGUAGGCCCGGAUAGCGGCAACACCCUGAGCUUCUUUGGCGGUGAUGUUUUGGGCAUGAUCACCGCCGACUUCCUGGGCGCAGACUCGGUCGUCGUCCCUAUUAGCACCAACGACGCCAUCGACCGUGGGCGCCUCGCAUCUGUGCUCCAGCCCAAAACGCAGAUAGGCAGCCCCUACGUCAUAUCGGGGAUGCAAACCGUUGCCGCCGCCGGCCAGCGACGCCGGAUCUGUGGCUGGGAGGCUAACGGGGGAUUCUUAACCGGCUCCGACAUCCAACGCAAGGAUCGAGUCCUCGUCGCCCUCCCGACUCGCGACGCGGUCCUGCCGCUGCUUUGCGCUCUUUUCGCCGCCCGUGACCGCAAGAUGACCUUGUCGCAGCUCUUCUCCACGCUGCCGCAGCGCUUCAGCCGCGCGGCGGUCAUUCGCGACAUUCCCCGCGCCGUCAGUGCGCAGAUCAUCCAGCGAUUUUCUGUCGGCAACCCUCAGGUGCGGGAGGUGAACUACGACGGUGCUUCGAGCACGUCGGCCGCAGCGACUGGUUCGGAGGGGAAUCCGAUGCCCCUGGAUGAUUCCCAGGCCAACCAGCUCCAGAACAUCCGGAACGAAUUGCAAGCUGUGUUUGGUGAGCAGGCUGGCUUCUCCACGAUUGCACGACUGAACUACACUGACGGUGUUCGUAUCAUCUUUACCAACGGCGACGUGGCUCACUUUCGGCCUUCGGGCAACGCUGAUGAGCUACGCAUCUACGCCGUUGCCGAUACGCAGCGGCGGGCCGACGAGAUCGCGUCCCAGGCUGUGGCGGAGCCGGAUGGGCUGCUGAGACAACUGGAGCGAAAGGCUUUACGGUACAACACUCGUACCUAG
Molecule: messenger RNA, 1734 nt
Organism: Fonsecaea multimorphosa CBS 102226
Lineage: Eukaryota; Fungi; Ascomycota; Eurotiomycetes; Chaetothyriales; Herpotrichiellaceae
Exons: 1
Coding region: 1-1734 (577 amino acids)
Biological process (GO): carbohydrate metabolic process
Molecular function (GO): magnesium ion binding; phosphomannomutase activity
Source: RefSeq, a predicted model, not a curated record